AUGACCGUAACUCGGCAAGUCUCUCCAGCAGCAUCAGCCACGACCAUUUCUUCCACCGUGAACAGCACGACCCGGGAAGGUGAUCCCGCCGAAACCUACUCGUUCACCAUUGUGAACCAGUCCGGUGUCAGCCAGAGCUACGCGAUAUUCUGCAAAGAACCAGCUGUCCAUCCCCCCGCACAUGGACUCGUCUCGCACGCUGUUCUCGUUGCACACGGAGUUGCAUCUGGGUCUGGCACAGCAUUUCUCGCCCUGCCUCGCACCGAGCUCUACGCUCUCUGCGGCACGAAUUACAUGGAUGGAUCUGUACAAGUUCGUGUCUUAGAUCGCCGUCAAGUUUCCCUGGGAACAGGCUCAUCCGACACACUGCGCCAUGGCACGACCUGUGUGACUCAAGUGACUUCAGCCACCCCUUCCUUCGACCUAUGGGGGGGGGCAGCAGAUGAUCGUGGAGAGGUUGGCGCGUUCUGCAUCGAGACCGGAGCGGAUUUCACGUAUGAGCAAGCUGCCGCCAAAAACUUCAUCCUCGGCCUCGGCCUCAGCUCCUCCGGACACGAACUUGUUGGUCUCUACGCUUCCUUCACUCCAGUUCCGCGGACAACAUAUCAGAUCUGGCCCAGCAAAACAUUCUACGUUGUGCCUGAACGAACGGAAGUCAACGCCCCAAGGACUGCUACGGAUCUUCGAACUGCGUAUGAAAUUGACUUUACUAUGCGCCUGCCACAUGUUCAACUACAGAAAUAUGUCUCCUUCAGUAUCUCGUAUGACUGGACGGAGAGAGUCAAGCCCGAAGUCGGUUGCCAAGUUCGGCUUAUUUGGGUCGAAAGAAUGCCAUCUCAGGCGGAAAAGGCUAGCGACAGCAAUGGAUAUGCAUGA
Molecule: messenger RNA, 876 nt
Organism: Aspergillus terreus NIH2624
Lineage: Eukaryota; Fungi; Ascomycota; Eurotiomycetes; Eurotiales; Aspergillaceae
Exons: 4
Coding region: 1-876 (291 amino acids)
Source: RefSeq, a predicted model, not a curated record